CAAACACGCAUUCGAACUGAGCUGACCUUUCAUAACUAGUCAAAUUUCAUCACUCACUUCACUUAUGCAACCUAUAUAUAUAUCUUCAGCCGCAAAACUCAACUAUCAAACGCAGCCAAAACAUCAUACUACAAUACAGAUCAUAUUCCUCUUAAAAAAACACCUUUCUAACAACAUUAACUUUCUACUGUCAAUAUGGUGAAAUCGAAUGUGGAGAAACAUGCGGCGGAACGAAGUGAUUCAUUGUUCCGAGGAGUGAGGAAGAGGAAGUGGGGAAAAUAUGUGUCGGAAAUUAGAUUACCAAACAGCCGUCAAAGAAUAUGGUUAGGCUCUUAUGACUCCGCAGAAAAAGCGGCGCGUGCAUUUGACGCGGCUAUGUUCUGCUUACGUGGCAGUGGUGCCAGGUUUAAUUUCCCAAAUAAUCCACCGGAAAUUGCCGGACGAAGGUCCAUGACCCAUUCUGAGAUUCAAGCCGCCGCCGCCCGUUUUGCCAAUUCUGAGCCCUGUAUUGAGUUUUCGUGUCGACCCGAUAAUACUCCAGAUCAAACACCGUCUUCUUCGGUGGGAACACCAAUCACUCCAUUGUUGCCUAUGGAUUUGCCAUCUCCUGCUCUCUCCGAUGUUACUGUUCAAACGGAGAGUGACAUAACGGAUAACGGAUUGUUUAGUGAUUUGUUUUCAGACACCGGGUCGGGUUACACUAUGUUUCCGGGGUUUGAUGAUUUUUGUGGCGAGUUUUACGUGCCGGAGUUCACAAAAUUUGAUUAUGAACAAGAGAACAUGGAUGAGUUUAUAAUUCAUGAUUCCUUUUUAUGGAGUUUCUAAAUAUUUUCAUACGGGAGUCGGGUUGCAUGGAUUUUUACCCGGAUUUAAAACCGGGUUUAGGCGGGUUAGCUUUGCUUUUUAUAGGAUCAAGUCCUAUCAAAUUUUCUCGUAAUAAUUUUUGUCGAGAUAUUUCGGUUUUGAUUUUUGUGGAUAUGAAUCAUGAAACAAUGUAAAGUGGUCUAAUGAUGUAAAUUUUUGGUCAUUCUUUGAACUAUACAUGGAUAAGAUUUUUCUGCCUUA
Molecule: messenger RNA, 1065 nt
Organism: Lathyrus oleraceus (garden pea)
Lineage: Eukaryota; Viridiplantae; Streptophyta; Magnoliopsida; Fabales; Fabaceae
Product: ethylene-responsive transcription factor ERF017
Exons: 1
Coding region: 196-825 (209 amino acids)
Biological process (GO): regulation of DNA-templated transcription
Molecular function (GO): DNA binding; DNA-binding transcription factor activity
Source: RefSeq, a predicted model, not a curated record